This is a messenger RNA of Pteronotus mesoamericanus, 2148 nucleotides long. RefSeq names its product zinc finger protein 883-like. The record is from RefSeq and is a predicted model, not a curated record. Bases 1 to 2148 code for a protein of 715 amino acids. Lineage: Eukaryota; Metazoa; Chordata; Mammalia; Chiroptera; Mormoopidae. Gene Ontology annotation, biological process: regulation of DNA-templated transcription. The transcript is spliced from 5 exons.
AUGAAGCGCAGGGUUGAGGAUACAACGUUUGCAGACUUGGCCAUUGCCUUCUCCCAGGAGGAGUGGGGGCUCCUUGAUGAGGCCCAGAGGCUUCUGUACUAUGACGUGAUGCUGGAAAUCUUUGCACUUGUAGCAUCUGUGGGUUGUUGGCAUGAGACGGGAGAUGAGAAGGUCCCUUCUGAGCAGAGUGUAUCUAUAGAAGGAGAGUCACAGGUAAAGGUUUCUACAACAACUCCAGCACUGCAGAAGAUCCAUCCCUGUGAGCACUGUGUCUCAGUCUUGAAAACUAUCUUGCACCUGACUGAGUUCCAAGCAUCAUACCUUGAACAGAAAGCAUUCUUCAGUGACGUGUGUGUGAGAGGCUUCUGCUUCAUUGCAGACCUUCACCAACAACCAAGGCCUGCCAGUGGAGAGAAUCUCUGGAAAGAAGAUAUGGACAGGGCCUGGUUUGUAACUAGGUGCAGGUGCUGUGUAUCAGGGGCACUUUUCACCAGUAGAGAGGUUGAGGAAAACUUUCCAGCCAUUUCAGGCCUUCUCCAGCACCAGACCACUCCUAAUAGUGUAGAGCCACCCAAUUGUGAGAUAUGGCAGGCUUUUCGCGAUAGAAAAAGUCAUCACCGGUGGGGUGAAUCUGAAAAAGCUGCCAGCCACAAUCACAAUGUCAUUCAGUGUCAGGGUGUCUGCUCAGGAGAGUGGCUUUAUGAGUGUAGCAAAUGUGGGAAACCCUUUAGACAAACCUCCAGCCUCAUUCAACACUACAGAAUUCACACAGGAGAAAAGCAGUAUGAUUGCAGUAUUUGUGGGAAAUGCUUUCGCCGCAAAUUUAACCUAAUUCGACAUCAAAGAAUUCACACUGGUGAAAAGCCGUAUGAGUGUAGAGAUUGUGGAAAGUUCUUUAGCCGAAGCUGUAAGCUUAUUGAACACCAGAGAAGCCACACUGGUGAAAAGCUGAAUGAGUGCAGUGUUUGUGGGAAAUGCAUUCGUCACAAAUUUAAUCUCAUUCAACAUCAGAGAAUUCACACUGGUGAAAAGCCGUAUGAGUGUAGUGAUUGUGGGAAGUCUUUCAGCCAAAGCUCUGCCCUUAUUCAACAUCAGAGAGUUCACACUGGAGAAAAGCCUUAUGAGUGUAGUGAUUGUGGGAAAUGCUUUAGUUACAAAUAUAUACUCAUUCAACACCAGAAAAUUCACAGUGGAGAAAAGCCGUAUGAGUGCAGUGAUUGUGGAAAAUGUUUUAGCUACAAAUAUAUACUCAUUCAACACCAGAGAAUUCACACUGGAGAAAAGCCAUAUGAGUGUAGUGAUUGUGGAAAGUUCUUCCGCCACAGUUCUGGCCUCAUUCAACACCAGAGAGUCCAUACUGGCAAAAAGCCAUAUGAGUGUAGUGAUUGUGGGAAAUGGUUUAGCUACAAAUACGUGCUUAAUAACCACCAAAGAAUUCACACUGGAGAAAAACCGUAUGAGUGCAUUGAUUGUGGAAAGUCCUUCAGCCAAAGCUCUGCCCUCAUUCAGCACCAGAGAGUCCAUACUGGAAAAAAGCCGUAUGAGUGUAGUGAAUGUGGGAAAUCCUUUAGACGACACAGCCAACUUAUUCAGCACUGUCGAGUUCAUUCUGGAGAAAAGCCUUAUGAGUGUGGUGAAUGUGGGAAAUACUUUAGCUAUACAUCUAACCUCAUUCAACACCAGAAAGUUCACAGUGGAGAAAGACCUUAUGAGUGUAGUGAGUGUGGGAAAUCUUUUAGCCACAAAUCUCACCUCCUUCGGCACCAGAGAGUUCACACUGGAGAAAAGCCCUAUCAGUGUAGUGAUUGCGGGAAGUCCUUCAGCACAAGCUCUUCGCUCAUUCAACACCAGAGAGUUCACACUGGAGAAAAGCCAUAUGAGUGUAAUGAUUGUGGAAAGUUCUUCCGCCACAGUUCUGGCCUCAUUCAACACCAGAGAGUUCACACUGGAGAAAAGCCAUAUGAGUGUAGUGAUUGUGGGAAGUGUGAAAUUGGGAAAUCCUUUAGACGACACAGCCAUCUUAUUCAACACUGUCAAGUUCAUUCUGGAGAAAAGCCUUAUGAAUGUAGUGAAUGUGGGAAGUCCUUUAGACAACACUCUAACCUUUUCCAACACUGCAGAAUUCACACUGGAAAAAAACCCUUAUGA